AUGAAGGUCGUUGGACUCCUCAGCGGCGGAAAAGAUAGCUGUUAUAACUUGUGUCACUGUGUCAAGAAUGGACAUGACAUUGUCGCACUAGCGACUCUGGGUCCGGAGGCAGGAACAGAUGAACUUGAUUCGUAUCUCUAUCAAACCGUGGGGCAAGAUGGAAUCCACCUUGUGGCCGAAGCCCUCCGGCUCCCAUUACAUCGCCAAACAAUCAAAGGCACUGCGCUGGAACUCGGAUCUGAGUAUGGAUCCCGGUCCCACAAGGGAUUGAUGAAGGGCGUAGAGGGUGAUGAGACCGAAGACAUGUACAAUUUAUUGAAUCGGGUCAAGUCCAUCUACCCGGAGAUCACUGCUGUCUCCGUUGGUGCAAUACUGUCCAGCUAUCAACGCGUUCGAGUGGAGUAUGUAUGCCAACGUCUCGGUUUGACAGUGCUUGCCUUCCUAUGGCAGAGGGAUCAGGCAGAGCUAUUGCGUGAGAUGGUUGGAGCACCUGUCGAAUCGGUGCUGAUCAAGGUUGCCGGUGCUGGCCUGAUGCCUAGCCAUUUAGGCAAGAGUCUUGCCGAAAUGGAGCCCAUCUUGACCAGCUUGAAUAGCAAGUACGGGGUGCACGUGUGUGGGGAAGGAGGGGAGUACGAAACCUACACGCUUGAUUGUCCGCUGUUUUACAGCAGGAUCUCACUGGAGAAAACGUUCCUCGCUCAUCAUGAUGAAAGUUCAAAUAUCGCGCCGGUGGCAUAUUUGCGCUUACUAUCGGCCAAACUGUCUCCGAAAACAAACAGCGCACCCAAUUUGGAUGCGGUGACCGUACCUCCAUUAUUUGACUCGGAGUCACUCGAGAUAAUGCAUGAGGUUGGAUCACACCAAGUCCAGUCGCUUGAGUCCAUCCAUACAAGCCUCCGCGAGACUACAAGCAGACAAUCGAGUGUCUCCAUGUGCGGUGACUGGGUGGUCAUAGCUUCAAUAUUCGGUGCGAUUUCGUCACUGCCAUUCAAUCAAAUUGAACAGACCUUAGAAAAUGAAGUCAAGGAGGUUUUUAAUCAUCUCGAAGUACUUCUUGCCAAAUCGUCUCUCACCUUCGUGGACAUUGCUCACAUCAACCUUCACUUAAGUUCCAUGACGUAUUUCUCCGAGGUCAAUCGUGUUUAUACUACAAAAUUCGGGACAUCACCCCCCACAAGGGCUUGUGUUGCAAAUAUUCUUCCUGGGAACGCCCGGGUUAUGCUCGACGCUGUUGCACGGCGGCCAGCCAAUAAUCCUAACCACCAAGCCAGAGUGGCCUUGCAUGUACAGAGUCGGUCAUAUUGGGCUCCAGCAAACAUAGGUCCGUAUUCACAGGCAGUAAUGGUGGGAUCCAAGAUCUUUGUCUCGGGCCAAAUUGGUCUAAUACCGGCAACUUUAACUUUCCCUUCGCCAUCAUCAUUCUUGGAAGAAGCUACUCUGUCGCUUCAACACGCUCGACGUAUUCUGGCCACUUUCCAGGGCCCACAAUCGAUCGAGAGCAUUAUCUGUUACAUGGUAGACAUUUCCCAUCUUGAGCAGGCUAGGAUGGUCUGGCAACAUACCAACUCACUCUACGACAAAGACAUUCCAGUCUUGUUCCUCGAGGUAUCGGAGUUGCCUAAGGAUGCACUGGUUGAAUGGCAGCUUGUAGCAGGAAUACAUCAGAGCCAAGGUGAUCAAGAUGAGGAUGAACAUACAUCUAGCGGCCUCGAGUACAUUUCUGGUAGCCAACCCGCAUUUCAUGGAUGCCAUUCCAAACCCUCCCAGGCCCUUACGGUCAUUGGCACAGCUACAAAAGAUCCAGUCAUUCGUAUGCAGUUGCCUCGACACCAUCCAACAUACAUCCGUGGGUUCUACACCUCACGAAUCUCUGCCAGUGAAGCGGAAAGAAGGAUCAAAGCUACUUUUGAUUUCAGACAGGAGGAGGUUGGCGACUUUGCCAUGAGCUUAACUUGUGCGAACUCGAUCGGCCUAAAUACCGGUCCGGCUGAUUUGGAGAUCGGAUUUUACAUGAUGGGCUUUCUUUUAUAG
Messenger RNA from Puccinia triticina, 2031 nucleotides. RefSeq lists its product as uncharacterized. Gene Ontology annotation, molecular function: diphthine-ammonia ligase activity. The transcript is spliced from 11 exons. Gene Ontology annotation, biological process: protein histidyl modification to diphthamide. Bases 1 to 2031 code for a protein of 676 amino acids. The record is from RefSeq and is a predicted model, not a curated record. Lineage: Eukaryota; Fungi; Basidiomycota; Pucciniomycetes; Pucciniales; Pucciniaceae.